Molecule: messenger RNA, 2599 nt
Organism: Guillardia theta CCMP2712
Lineage: Eukaryota; Cryptophyceae; Pyrenomonadales; Geminigeraceae
Gene: GMPR
Product: GMPR guanosine monophosphate reductase, opisthokont-type, purine salvage
Exons: 17
Coding region: 24-1073 (349 amino acids)
Biological process (GO): nucleotide metabolic process
Cellular component (GO): GMP reductase complex
Molecular function (GO): GMP reductase activity
Source: RefSeq, a predicted model, not a curated record
AGGUUUCGUAACUUUGACAAGCCAUGCACAUCGAGAACGAGCUGAAGCUUGACUUCAAGGAUGUGCUCAUCCGCCCGAAGCGCUCGACCCUUCGCUCCAGGUCUGAGGUCUCGCUUGAUCGCAAGUACACGUUCAGAAACAGCAAGCAGACAUGGGAAGGAGUUCCUAUCAUUGCCGCCAACAUGGACACGACUGGAACCUUUGAGAUGGCGAAGGUCAUGGCAAAGCACAGGACCAUCGUGGCCAUGAGCAAGCAUUUCUCAGUGGAGGAGUGGGUAGAGUUUGCCAAGAACAACCCCGAGUGCAUGAACUUCGUUGCGGCAAGCAGCGGGGCAAGCGACAGCGACUAUGAGCGGCUCUGUGCUGUGCUCGCCGCCACCCCCAUCCGCAUGAUCUGCCUUGACGUCGCAAACGGAUACUCUGAGAUGUUUGUCGAGUAUGUCCGUAAGGUUCGGCAACAGUUUCCCAACCACAUCAUCCUCGCCGGGAAUGUCGUCACCGGGGAGAUGACAGAAGAGCUCAUUCUCAGUGGUGCUGACAUCGUCAAGGUUGGCAUCGGUCCCGGCUCUGUCUGCACUACCCGCAAGCAGACUGGCGUUGGAUAUCCCCAGCUCUCAGCUGUGAUCGAGUGUGCCGAUGCCGCGCAUGGUCUUGGUGGCCACAUCAUCUCCGACGGAGGGUGUGUCUGCCCUGGCGAUGUUGCCAAGGCUUUCGGAGGAGGAGCAGAUUUUGUGAUGCUCGGCGGAAUGCUUGCAGGGCACGACGAGUGUGCUGGGGAGCUGAUCGAGAAGAACGGAAAGAAGCGCAAAUUGUUCUACGGCAUGUCUUCUGAUACCGCCAUGAAGAAGUACGCAGGAGGAGUCGCGGAGUACAGGAGCUCGGAAGGAAAGACGGUGGAGGUUGAUUACAGGGGCCCUGUGGAAAAGACCAUCCUCGACCUCCUCGGGGGUCUGCGCUCGGCGUGUACCUAUGUGGGAGCCGCGUAUCUCAAGGAGAUGUCGAAGAGAACAACUUUUAUUCGCGUUACCCAACAGCUCAACCAAGUAUUCGCGGGCAUGGAGUCGAAAGAUUAGAGUUCUGAUAGUCUUGGAGAACUUGAUGUUUAUUUGCAAGUAAUGAAUUGCAAACUAAGCGUUAAUCUUCAACCUUUGAGCUCGUAUUUUACACUAAUCACAUCUAUUUCGACUUAUGUACAUUCAUGUGGUUCCUGUUCCCCGUGUCGAAAGCAUCUCUCUCAAACCAGUGUGUCGGGAUAGUGCAUCCUCUCACAUUCUUGUCCCCAGUCUCGCCAUCACGGCAGUUGCAGCAAAGAGGGCACCAGACCCACUGAUGCCUCGAAGAGCAAGCACAAGCAAGAUGUCCUCGCUUGUGCGACACCACGUUAAGCUUUCCACGGCAAGCCGCACCGGUCUGCUUGCUCAAGAAUUUGCAUACUGGGAGCAAAAUCUGCUGAGAACUCGCAUUGUUAUCUUUGUUGUCACUUCCAUCCAACGCUUUGUUCACAGACUUGACGGGGCUGGAAUCUUCCUUGACAGUCUUGGCUCUCUUGGAGGAAUCCUCUUUCAUCGGUGAGCUGUUCAACAACCCUCUCUUACUUCCGACAUCGAGAUUUCCGCCCUGCUGACUCGGGAACAGAAACUCUUCAACCUGCCUCCCAGACCGACGGUUCGACGGAUAAACUUGGUAAUCGACCACGUGACGAUCAACCGAGGGGGCCGUCCAUGGCGAUGAGAACUGAGGCGCACUGAGGGCACUCUGCAUCGCAAAAAAGUUUUUGCUCUGAGUUCCAAAGUCACACUGCUGCUGAAGGACGGGCUCGUGUUUGACGAAUCCAUAUGUUGGCUGCUGCUGCGCCAUAGUGCUCUGGAAGACCUUCUCUUCCAUUUUAGGAGGCAUGCAAGGGUAAGCUCGCAUAAAUUCUUUGGGCAUCAGGCUUGGGGUUCGAAAUUCCAUGAAUUCUUCUGGACGGGGGGCCCUUGUUGACGACAUUGCGGCUGCGACACUGCUCUGGUUCAAAAGCUUCAUUUGCUCCUCCUCAAUGUUUCGAGGAAGUUGCGCAAGAGUUGUGUUGACAGACGAGCCGCUUGAAGAACCCCAGCUCUCGAGAUCUAAAGGAAUCUCGAGGAGUUCUUUGCCUUCCUCGUCGAAGGUGAGAGAUUCAGGAAACAAAUCCUCAUCGCCGUUCUUGUUCUGACCAAUGGGCAUGUUGAAGAUAUCAUCGAACUGCUUCGCGUUCGGCAUUCGUGUUGCAUUGUUGUCAUCAGAUACUGCGUCGAAAAGACCAAACGAAUCAUCGCCGAAGGCAAGAUGAUUCUCCAACCAGAGAUCGACAGAUUCCACCAUGGGAUACAACUUCGACGACGUGAGUUCGUGCUUAGGGGGGAAGACGACGACGGAACACUUAUGCACAAGAUUCGAACUUUCCUAGAGGAGCUAGCUGUGCAAGGGUUCUAUCGACAAACUAUAUCAAAAUGCAGAUGUACACUGAGCGAGAUAGUAGCAAGGUCAAGGUUCAGAGAGCAACAGAGGGUGGUCACAGCAACGCGGGGUGAUGGGAGGGAGAACAGCGAAGGAGAAGCGGAUACGGGGAGGAAGAAGU